Messenger RNA from Perca fluviatilis (European perch), 3621 nucleotides. RefSeq names its product leucine-rich repeats and calponin homology (CH) domain containing 2 (gene lrch2). Bases 25 to 2322 code for a protein of 765 amino acids. The transcript has 21 exons. Lineage: Eukaryota; Metazoa; Chordata; Actinopteri; Perciformes; Percidae. Gene Ontology annotation, molecular function: protein binding. The record is from RefSeq and is a predicted model, not a curated record.
GUCCAUCCAGGGAAUGUAUCCUGUAUGCGCAUGGGCGGAGAAACUGCCGCUGUGCGCUGUUAUUAUUGUAAGAGUAAUUUCUUUUUUACGAAAAUGGCGUCUAGUCAGGGAGGUGUGGGAGCUGUCACGGCUCUACAAAGCCAUCACUACUCUAGCGGACCUCACUGGAGUCCGGGAAUCAGCCAGUACCAGCACCAGCAGCAGCACCACACGGCCCGCAGCCUGGACCGAGCCCUGGAGGAUGCCGUGUGCUCGGGGCUACUGAACCUGAGCGGUAGGAAGCUGAGGGAGUACCCGGGGAUGAGCUACGAUCUGACCGAUACAACACAAGCAGAUUUGUCCAAGAAUCGACUCACAGAAAUCCCUCCAGAAGUGUGUCUGUUCGCACCUCUCGAGUCGCUCAAUCUCUACCACAACUGCAUCAAGUGCAUCCCAGAAGCCAUUAUCAAUCUGCAGAUGCUGACUUAUCUUGACGUCAGCCGAAAUCUCCUGUCAGUUUUGCCAAAAUACUUGUUUAGCCUCCCCCUCAAAGUUCUGCUUGUGAGCAACAACAAGCUGGUGUCCAUCCCCGAGGAGAUCGGCAAGGCCAAAGAGUUGAUGGAACUGGACGUGAGCUGUAAUGAGAUCCGGGUGCUACCAGCUCAGGUGGGGAGCCUUCAUGCCUUGCGAGAACUUAACAUCAGGAAGAAUUGUCUUCACAUGCUGCCUGAGGAGUUGGCUGACCUGCCUCUUAUCCGACUUGACUUUUCCUGCAAUAAGAUCACAGAGAUUCCUCCAGCUUACAGGAAACUCAGGCAGCUACAGCACAUCAUCCUAGAUAACAAUCCUAUGCAGUCUCCACCAGCACAGAUUUGUCUCAAGGGCAAAGUGCACAUAUUCAAGUACCUGAACAUCCAGGCGUGUAGGAUGGACAAGAAACCGGACACCCUGGACCUCCCCUCUCUCGGCAAACGUUGCCUUCCACAGCCGCUUACAGAUAGCAUGGAAGAUUUUUAUCCCAGUAAGAACCACGGGCCUGACUCUGGAAUUGGUAGUGACAAUGGUGACAAGAGGCUCUCUACAACUGAGCCUUCAGAUGAUGACACUGUCAGCCUGCACUCUCAGGUUUCAGAGACAGCCCGUGCUGAUGCCCUUUCUCUCCUCUCCAAAAUGGAUUCUUGCAAAGAUCAGGAUCUCUAUGACUUUAUAGACCCCAACCCAGAUGAAGAUCCUGCUCUGUCAGAGUGUGACGGGCAGCAGAGCAGUCAUGUGUCUUGUAUAAAGGAACUGGAGAAAGUUCUUCACAUGUCUCAUCAAAGCAAAGAUAAGGAUGGCUGGAAAGAGGAGUCUGGUUCUGAUAAGGAGCAGCUAGUUGAGGAAGAAGAUGAUGAGCUGAAGGAAGUGCUGGAUCUGAGGAAGAUUGCUGUUCAGCUUUUGCAGCAGGAGCAGCAGAAUAGACGACGGUCCUUAAUUUGCAGAGCGGAGAGUCUUAUUCACCGACGGAGAGUCACUGGCAGGGCUCACAGAUUCCUAAGUCACUCCGGAAGCUCAGGCAGCAAGCCAAGGCCCCCACCUCAGACCGCUCGCAGUGCUUCUCUGGAUGAAGGAAGUAGUGGAGCAUCAGUGCUGAGUGGACAGCCUUCUUCCUCCUGCUCCUUUGAUGGCAGCUUGAAGACGGACCAGUCAGAUUCAGAGCCAAUGUGGCCCCAAGUCCCACCCGUUCUCAAUCAGAAUGAAGAACGCAGAAGGAACAAGUACCUGAGAAAAGAUUAUCUCAAGUACAAGUGUCAGAGUGCUCGGAAAAACUCCAGUGGGAAUGACGACUGUGAGGAGGGCUUGCGCAACGUUGAUUUCAGCACCACUCUGACAGUGUUUGGACUAAAGCCGAGAUCAGCCUUCACCAGAGGAAGCCGCCAGGAGUACAGCUCGACAGACCCCAGCUUCACUAUGAGGAGGAAGAUGGAGCACUUGAGAGAGGAAAUCGAACAGAUAGGACUCUUACGGCAGAACAUUGAGUCCAGACUGAAGGUGUUGCUCCCAGACGAUGUUGGAGCUGCUCUGAUGGAUGGGGUUGUCCUUUGCCAUUUAGCUAAUCACAUUUGUCCUCGGUCUGUCGCCAGCAUCCACGUGCCGUCUCCCGCAGUGCCAAAGCUUAGCAUGGCUAAAUGCCGUAGGAAUGUGGAGAACUUUUUGGAUGCCUGUAAAAAGCUGGGUGUCACACAGGACAAGCUGUGUCUGCCCCAUCACAUCCUAGAAGAGCGCGGCCUGGUGAAGGUGGGUGUGACUGUUCAGGCUCUGCUGGAUCUGCCUGAUUCGAAGCCAACACAACUUUCAGCUGUUUGACACAGGCCUGAAUGCUGCAUUCAACCUGCAGUCGUCCAGCCAACCCUUCUCCCCAGCCCGAACCCAUACCCCAUCGCCACGGGCCAGGGAACCCGUUCGGGCAAGGACCCCAGUGGCUCGUAGGUCUUUGGGAGUCUGCUUCUGCCUGACUGAAACGGGAGACGGGAGGGAGAAAUCCCUCUGUCUCUUUAUAUGAUGUCAGCCACCUCCCCACUUCCUGUCCAUCGCAUUUUAACUUGUAUCCUGUUCCUCGUUACUGGGGUCAUCCUGUGUGUGUGUGUGGACUAGCAAUGUGUGUGUUUCCUGAGCUGCGCAGCUCAGACUUGCUAAGGAGAGACAUAAAAUACAAUUGGUCUAUAUAAAGACCUGUUUGUCCGUGUCAACAUGCUCAGUGAUUAUUGAGCCUGCAAGUGCCAGUACUGACAACAUUUCCAUGCUGGUGUUGGGGAAAUUGGCAGCGAGGAAAUGAAAGACACGAUUCUUAUUCUUUCACUAAAGAGACCUAAGCUACACGCUGGUCCCGUAGCCACAAAUCGGACUUUAAGGGGUUUCUUACACUCUUGAGUUUCGCUUCUGUUAUUUUUUCCCAUGAAAAUUCCUUUUUGAAGUUAUUAGUGUUUCUUUUUUUUACAUCAUGUCCCCAUUGUUUCUGCUUUUCAGCAGCCAAACCUAAGUCAUACUUCAAAGUAUUGUUUACCUAUUUGAGCAAUUACUAAUAAUUAUUCUGAUGUUGUCUUUCUGGAAGUCAUGCUUCAGUAGACAUCCUGACGGUUUCCCCUUAAACUCUGGUGUGGUUUCAACAUAUUUGAACUUCUGUACAAAUCCAAAAUUCUCAAUACAAACCUGCAUGACAUUUGACCACUGUGAGAACAUGCUUGGCUGUGGCCAAAAGCAUGACGGUCUUGUUUUGUAGCCUUUUUAUUUCAUUGUACAUGCAAGGUUUCUGUUUUUGAAAGAUAUCCUGUAAUCCAACUUUUCUAAAGCUUUUAUACUUUCGUUCCAGUCAUUGCCAAUUAUCACUUGCCAUUUCUGUGGAGUUCAGAGCAUGGGGUUGCCAUGUUAGACACAAAGCAGUUAGGAUUUUUAUUGCUUUGCAUAACCUCAGAUGAAACAUGUUUAUACUGUAUGUGUUUGUGAGCGGAGGGGUCUGAGUGAAGGGCCUCUGGACCAGAAAGGGCCAGUCACUCCUGCAAACCUUCCACACAUGGCACACUUUUAUCUUACUGCCAGCCCACCCUGCUGUAUGUGGUUUCUGAUACAAUUCAUUAUUUCAGGGAAAUUAAAUUAUUAAUGUAUUUA